UUUGCAUUAUUUUAUACGGGAGGAAUUUGCAAAACAAAUGGUGAAUCGUUUCAUUGUGAUGAUUGAUAGGACAGACCUAACUGACCAAAAGUACUGAGUUAUCCAUAUUAGAUACUCUCAGUUCAAUCCCGAAGUUAACGGUGAUUUUAUACACAUUUCGAUUCAUAUGACCUCUGAAGCAUCGCUGGAGCCAUGAAGACACGUUUCAGUACUUAUGAUAUAAUUUGCGGAGUCGCCGAACUUCAAAAGUUGGUGGGCUUGCGUGUGAAUCAAAUAUACGAUAUUGAUAACAAGACGUACCUUAUCCGCCUGCAAGGUACUGGAGUAGUUCAAAAGAUUACGCUUUUGAUCGAGUCUGGAAUUCGGUUUCACACAACCCGGUUUGAGUGGCCAAAAAAUGCAGCUCCUUCUGGCUUCAGUAUGAAGUUAAGGAAGCAUCUAAAAAACAAGCGCUUGGAAAAAAUUAGCCAGUUGGGUGUGGAUCGUAUAGUGGAUUUUCAAUUUGGAAGUGGCGAUGCAGCCUAUCAUGUUUUACUUGAGCUAUACGAUCGAGGAAAUUUGAUUUUGACUGAUUUUGAGUUAACAACACUUUACAUCCUGCGGCCACAUACUGAGGGCGACAACAUACGUUUUGCUGUCCGUGAAAAAUAUCCCGUUGAACGUGCUAAACAUCAAGAUGAGGAAUUUCGACUGGACCUCUUAGACGACCUAAUGGAAAAAGCCUCUCCUGGGGAAAAUUUGCGACAAAUAUUAAUGCCAGUUCUAAAUUGUGGCCCUGCAGUCGUUGAACAUGUACUUGUCUUACAUGAUUUGGCAAAUCGUGUAAUGCCAAAGGGAAACACUUCAGCCGCAGAAGAAGAUGCACCAGAAGAGGUCUCAAAAAAGGUUCAAAACUCAAAAAAACAACGAAAGCAACGAAAUCUACAAAAUGCUAAAUCAGAAGUAAAGUUGUUUGACAUGGAAAAAGAUUUACCAACUCUAAAAAUUGCUGUACAGAGCGCGCUGAAUCUUAUUAAUGAUGGAAACAAUGGGAAAUCUAAAGGAUAUAUUAUUCAAGUAAAAGAGGAGAAACCAAUAGAAAACGGGAAAAUUGAAUACUUUCUAAGAAACAUUGAAUUCCAACCGUUUCUCUUUGCUCAAUUUAAAGAAUAUGAAUUUGCAGUGUUUGAAUCCUUUUUGGAAGCUGUCGAUGAGUUUUACUCAACUCAAGAAUCGCAAAAGAUUGACAUGAAAACGCUACAACAGGAACGUGAAGCCCUAAAAAAGCUUUCCAAUGUUAAAAAGGAUCAUGCAAAGCGACUAGAGGAGCUAAAUAAGGUGCAAGAUGAUGAUAAAAAGAAAGCCGAAUUAAUUACAUCCAAUCAAAGCUUGGUGGAUAAUGCGAUUCGGGCAGUUCAAUCUGCUAUUGCAAGUCAAUUGGCAUGGCCUGACAUCCACGAGCUGGUUAAAGAGGCUCAGGCAAAUGGCGAUGUUGUCGCUAGUUCGAUAAAACAGUUAAAACUAGAAAUAAAUCAUAUAUCUCUGAUCCUUAGUGAUCCAUAUGACAAUCAAAGCGAAAUUGAAAGCGAAGAUGGUAAUGACUGUGCAGAUUCGACCGUUGUUGAUGUGGACUUAGCUUUGUCAGCAUGGGCUAAUGCCCGUCGCUACUACGACUUAAAACGUUCAGCAGCUCAAAAAGAACAGAAAACUGUGGAUGCAUCUCAGAAGGCACUUAAAUCGGCCGAGCGUAAAACGCAACAAACGCUUAAAGAAGUAAGAACUAUAUCCAACAUAGUAAAGGCACGAAAAGUGUUCUGGUUUGAAAAGUUUUAUUGGUUUAUAAGUUCGGAAAAUUUCUUAGUAAUUGGAGGAAGAGAUGCGCAGCAAAAUGAACUUAUUGUGAAGAGAUACAUGCGUCCUAAGGACAUUUAUGUGCAUGCUGAAAUUCAAGGUGCUUCAAGCGUGGUUAUACGGAAUUCAACUGGAGAAGAUAUCCCUCCAAAAACUUUGGUAGAGGCCGGCUCUAUGGCUAUUUCAUAUAGCGUUGCCUGGGAUGCCAAAGUGAUCACUAAUUCCUAUUGGGUAACCAGCGAGCAAGUCAGUAAAACUGCUCCAACGGGAGAGUAUUUGGCAACUGGCAGCUUUAUGAUCAGGGGCAAAAAAAACUUCUUACCCUCGUGCCACCUCACAAUGGGACUUAGUUUACUUUUUAAACUAGAAGACAGUUUUGUGUCACGCCACUUGGGAGAGCGCAAAGUUCGCAGCAUAGAUGAUGCUCCCUUCGAAAAUAGUGUCAACCAAAGUGAUUUAACGGAUAUGUUAUCAAAUGAAACAAGCGAAGAUUUGGAAACACGACACGCCGUGAGCAUACCUGAAGAAGAUCGUAAAAACGAUAACUCUGAUUUUCCCAAUACUGAAGUAAAGAUUGAGCAUGACACUGGUCGAAUAUCAGUUAAACCAAAUUCAUUAAAUUCGGAGGACCAACAAUCUAUCGCUGAGAGCUUACCAAAUGAGCCUAUCAACGAGGAAACAUUAAUUAUAGUAGCUGGACCUAGUCGCAAAAAGCAACAAAGUAAUUCGAAAAAAAAUAAAGAUAAAGCACGAUCGUCUCAACCAGAAAUCAAGCUGUCAGAAAACGCAUCCUUAGAUGCAGAGCCCAGUAGCUCAUCGCAAAUGAAACGAGGUCAGAAGGGAAAAUUGAAAAAAAUGAAAUCAAAAUACAAGGAUCAAGAUGAUGAGGAACGUGAGAUCCGUAUGAUGAUUCUUAACUCGUCCGGAAAAUUAAAAGCGCCCAUCAGUACUAGCAAAGUUGUUGAAAAACCUGUUAUUGUUAAUGAAGCAGAAAAGCCUGAGAAAAAUUAUAAUCCCAAACCUAAAAACCAAGUGGAAUUGGACGAAACGGAAGAUACGCCUGCUGGAGUUGACAUGGAUAUACUUAAUAGUCUAACUGGACAGCCGCUUGAGGGCGAUGAGUUACUCUUUGCAAUUCCUGUAGUGGCUCCAUAUCAGGCAUUACAAAACUACAAAUUCAAAGUGAAGCUAACACCAGGUACCGGAAAACGAGGAAAAGCUGCGAAACUGGCACUCAAUAUAUUUGCAAAGGAGAAGACGUGCAAUAAUCGGGAACGAGAUUUACUGAAAAGUAUAAAGGAGGAGUCCCUGGCCAGAAAUAUUCCCGGAAAAGUGAAAGUAUCGGCUCCACAACUACAAAAGAUGAAAAAAUAACAUGUGUAGAUAUUUACUAUAUUACCGUGUUUAUGCAUAAUAAAGUUUUU
Drosophila subobscura is the source of this 3254-nucleotide messenger RNA. RefSeq names its product nuclear export mediator factor NEMF homolog (gene Clbn). The transcript is spliced from 5 exons. The coding region runs from base 193 to 3204 and encodes 1003 amino acids. Gene Ontology annotation, cellular component: RQC complex. The record is from RefSeq and is a predicted model, not a curated record. Gene Ontology annotation, biological process: ribosome-associated ubiquitin-dependent protein catabolic process; rescue of stalled cytosolic ribosome. Lineage: Eukaryota; Metazoa; Arthropoda; Insecta; Diptera; Drosophilidae. Gene Ontology annotation, molecular function: tRNA binding; ribosomal large subunit binding.